Jaminaea rosea is the source of this 4510-nucleotide messenger RNA. RefSeq names its product NUC173-domain-containing protein. The transcript has a single exon. The record is from RefSeq and is a predicted model, not a curated record. Lineage: Eukaryota; Fungi; Basidiomycota; Exobasidiomycetes; Microstromatales. The coding region runs from base 69 to 4280 and encodes 1403 amino acids.
CUCACACCACCAGCCAUCAGUGCCACAACGACGACUGGUGACUUGAUCUCGGCAUGGCGUCGCUUACCAUGGCAGAGCAGCUGGCCAAGCUCAGAUCGCUCACGGCAUCAAAGCUUGACAAUCAAAAGGCACCCGCUCAGCUCCUCGUGGCCAUCGAAGAGUCCCUCGACGAGUCGCAGCCUACAACGAGCACCAAGAAGGAGCGCUCGCCUGCAGAGUAUUUCCUCGCCCUCGACUCUAUGCUCCACCGUGGCAACAAUUCAACAAAGCUACUCCCAUCCAUCUUCUACAUCCUCGCCAUCGUCACUCCUCACGUCUCUGCAGCUAUUCUGCGCGCCAGGCUACCGUCGCUCCUGCCGCCGCUGUACUCGGUACUCUCCAAUCCUCACUCUAACGAGGCCGAACAGCAGGCUGCACUAUUACGCUCCUCUAUUGCGGUUCUCGAAGCACUCAUCGCCAUCGUCGGCGAGGAUAGGCAGCUGCUCCAGACGCAACAAGAGCUGCGAGCUUCCUGGGAUGCCUCUCUGGCUCUCUGCGCUGACAGCAGACCCAAGGUCCGGAGGAGAGCUCAGGACUUCAUUGGCUCUGCUCUCUCAUCGCAACAGCACCCUUACGCCGCCCGCACGGCGACGUGGUGCUCCACCACGCUAUCGUCAGUCUCAGAUUCGGCCAGCGUCACGUCCAAGAAGGGCAAGGCAACGGCAGCAGCGGCGGCAGCGGCCACGUACGAUGUUAAGAAGGGUCGAGCGACAGGUGCCCAAGAGGCAGCAAAGCAGAGGCAGGAAAAUGUGGCAGGAGGCGCAAGCGUGGGCAUCUGGGUCUGCGGCUUCCUCAAGGCCAUCGUCACCAGGUUGCCAGACAAGGCCAUCCCCCAACUCUGCGAAGAGCUUUUGCGAUUGCCCGGCCUCCACAACCCUUUCCUCACUGUAGCAGCCUUCGAAGUCUUUGAAGCCCUUUAUCGACCAGCAAAGUCGUCGACGCAGAUUGCUGCUGACAACCUUCCGGGCUCGAGUGGCGCCAUGGCCGCCGUCGCUGCCGCUCAGACCCCAGCAAAGAAAUCGGCACCAUCUUCGCUACUUCGCACACUCGAAGCCCUGCGCUCCUCUGCGCUUCAGCCGGCAUCGAAUGACGUCCAGCUCCUACCACCUUACCUGCGAGCGUUAGAGGGAGCCAUCGUCGCCUACUCGCGCUACGAUGAGGGAGAGCCCGCCUGGGCCCUCGUCCCACAACUCUGGAACGAUGUCAUGGAGCUCAGCCUCAGCGCCCGCUCCGAUGCCAGCCGAUCAUCAAUCACCGUACGAAGCGCAGGUGCAGACUUCCUCGCGUCCCUUGUCCGCUACGCCGUACCCGACGAGGCCAUCAAGACGGCGCUCAAGACCAAGUCAUCGCCCUUACACUCCCUCGUCACCUCGCUCGACGAUGCCCUGGGCCGACAUGCGCUUCGGUUCACCCACUCGCGCGGCGAGAUUCUUGGUGUGCUCACUGCUCUGGUAACACGGCUGCGCUUGCGCGUUGGAGUUAACUCGAGUCCAGCUGCUACUCAGCUCCUCAUUCCCCUCAUCACUACCGUCGCCGCGCUGCGACAGACUCCCAAGUUUGAGCACAGGGAUCGAGCAGAUGCAGUGUUGGGAGCUGCGACCGAGGUCUGCGGGCCAGAGGCCAUCCUCACAGCCUUGCCUCUCAACCUUCUUGCCGGCAAUGGCCAAGGCCGAGCAUGGCUUCUGCCCCUGAUGAAGGGUCGUAUCACCAACACGUCGCUGGGCCACUUCGUCCGUGACCUCGUGCCCCUCUCGGAGAAGCUCUUCAAUGCCCGCACGCAAGCACAGCAGGACGCAUCGCGAGGCGUUGAGGCAAAGAUGUACGAGGCUCUCGUCGAGCAGCUAUGGUCCCUGUUCCCGGGGUACUGCGAUCUACCCACCGAUUUGGUUACCGCCUUGAGCCAGCCAUUCGCUGAACUCCUCGCCAACGUACUCGCCACUCAACAAGCCUUGCGCCCGAGCAUCUUGCGCGGUCUCACGCUCCUCGUCGACCGUAAUGAGGCUCUCAGCCGUAGCGGCGCUUCAGACGAGUCGCUCCGUCUGACAUUCGGCCUCACCGCCGCCGAUGGCAAAGCAGCCCUCACUCAUUUGAUCGGCCUUGCCCCUGCCUUUCUCUCCGUCUUUUCUCAUCUCCUUGCCCAGUCGCCGUCGUCCUCGCGCGGCUACAUCACCGAGGCCAUCGGUGCAUUUCUCCGCAUCCUGCCGGCCAGCGAGGUGUCCGCAACAUACGGCAAGGUCGCUGGCCAGCUGAAGACGGCUCUCACCGAGCUGGUGCCGCAGAGGGACCGCGAAGUCGGCCCGCAUGCAGUCCCGCCUCUUGCACACAGCAUGCUCGACCUCCUCAUCACUCUCGUGCCGUUCCUUCCAGCCGCAGAGGCACUCGCCCUCUUCAAGGCGGCUACGUCGGACGAUUUGUUGCAGAAUGACGACGCUGGCGUACAAAAGAAGACGUACCGCGUGCUGGCACGACUGCUCGAGGGAAGCAAAGGAGCCGCCUUGGCCACCUCCGCAAACGUCACUUCUCUCCUCACUACGCUGCGCGAAGUCACAGUGGCCGUCGCACCUGGAGCUAAGCGUGAUCGUCUGCACCUACUGAGCGGCAUCGUCCCUCGCAUCCCGCUCGGUGACCUUCAUCUAUUGCCCUCGAUCAUCCCAGAGGCGGUCCUGGCUACAAAGGAAGCCAACCAAGCGUCUCGCACUCUGGCGUAUGAGCUGCUCGUCCAAAUGGGCGAGAAGAUGCAGCAAGAAGGUGGAAAAAUCAAACGCGGCUUGCUUCUCGAGAACGACGAUAAGGAGGACGAGCAAAAUGCGAUGGACACGACGGACGUGGUCGAUGCAAGCCUUACCGAGUACCUCACAAUGGUUAGCGCCGGUCUAGCAGGCAACUCGCCGCACAUGAUCUCCGCAACAAUCACAUCCCUCUCGCGCUUGGUAUACGAGUUCAAGGAGCAGCUACCCCGCUCGACCCUCGAGGAAGUUGUCAGCACGAUGAGCGUCUUCCUCACCUCGUCGCCCAAUCGCGAAAUCAUCAAGAGUGUCCUUGGCUUCGUCAAGGUUUCCAUCGUCUCGCUCGAGUACGACGUGGUUGACGCGGCGCUUCCGGAGUGGGUGCCAGGGAUGCUCGAAUGGAAACAACACCCUGCCCAUCGCGUCGUAUUUAAGGGCAAGGUGAGGCACAUCUUUGAGAGAUUGUUGAGGCGCUUUGGUUACGAGCGAAUCGAGUCGCUUUGCGAUGAGGAGAAUCGCAAGUUGGUAGUCAACAUCAAGAAGAGGAAGGAGAGGGCGAAGAGGAAGAAGGCGAGCGGUGGUUCAGCUGGUCAUGCCGGAGAGGACGAAGAGGACGACGUUGCGGCCGGUGCAGGUGCUCCAGGAGCAAAGGCACCUCGUCGCGAUUUGGGCGUCGAUGCCUUCGAGGAGGCGCUUUAUGGCAGCGAUAGUGAUGUCUCAUCGGAUGACAGCGGAGAGGAGGACAUCGAGCAAGGAGGCGCAGCUGGCGGUCUGGCCGCACUGGCACGCAAAGCAGCGGGAGCACGUCAGGGCAAGGGUCAGAAGCCCGAACAGCAGCAGCAGCAGCAGCAGCGUCGCCGUCGUCGCGACCGUGACGAUGAUGAGGCGUACCUCCUCGAGGACGAUGAUGCCCCUAUGGAUCUGCUGGAUCGCUCAGCCGGUGCCGUGGUGCAUCGCAAGCCUGCAGGCAAGGAUGCCAAGGACGGUGGCAAGCGUCGCGCCCCCGGUACGGAAGCUCGUCGCUUCGACCUGGACGAGUCAACCGGUCGCAUGCUCAUUAAUGAUCCUGAAGACGAAGGCAGUGCAGGUCCGGCGGGCAAUGGUGCUUCAGCCGACCUGUUUGGCCCCUCUGGCGCGUAUGUCGAGCGCGAGACGGGCACGGAUGGCUUCACUCACUCAGGCCGCGGUGGGGCCGUCAAGUUCAACAAGAACAACAAGCGUGUCCGUGCCGAGGAGAGGGAGGCGGACUUGGAGGCCGAGGAAGCCAUUGCUGCCGCCGAGGCUGCUAGGGCGGAUGUGAGUGGUACGUCAUCCGCUGCGGCGAAGCGACCGAAGAAGGCUCAGCCCGAGCGCAUCGGCGCUUCGUUUGCUGCAAAGAAGAAAGGAGCAAAGGGAGAUGUCAAGAAGGCGGGUGGGCCAGAUCCGUAUGCCUACGUCCCCUUGAGUGCUGUAGGAGGCAAGAAGGGCUCGAAGCAGGAAAGGAAUGUGCAGAUUACGGGCAAGAAGCGGAGGUGACGCUGUUGACGUGCCAUUGAAUCCAGGAUUUUUUUUUUUGAUGACCAAGGAGCAACGCGACCUUGGCUGCCUGCUUGGCUGCUUAGUACUCAGCGAAGGAGUAGGAGGCAUCACUUGGAGUGACGAGGCGGAGACAAGGGUCUCGCGAGAAGCCUUGCUGCGCAGCUCAUUCGUCGCGGAGCUAUGCUGAGCGCACUGAGCAGGACCCCUUGUGAGACUGUCGGUCAUCG